Alternaria ethzedia is the source of this 774-nucleotide messenger RNA. RefSeq lists its product as uncharacterized. The record is from RefSeq and is a predicted model, not a curated record. The transcript has a single exon. NCBI's taxonomy places the organism in Eukaryota, Fungi, Ascomycota, Dothideomycetes, Pleosporales, Pleosporaceae. Gene Ontology annotation, molecular function: RNA binding. Bases 1 to 774 code for a protein of 257 amino acids.
AUGGCUGCCACCGUCAACGUCGAGAACAUCUCCACCAAGACUAGCGAGGAUGAGAUCAAGAGCUUCUUCUCCUUCUGCGGAAAGAUCCAGUCGCUCAGCGUAAAGCCCUCAGGCGACGACACCCAGUCUGCCUCGGUCACCUUCGAGAAGGCCGCCGCCGCAAAGACCGCCCUCCUCCUCGACAACACACAGCUCGGCCACAACUCGGUCCAAGUCACGUCCGCUAAGAGCAUCGACGAGAUUGCCGGCGAGAAGUCUGCCUCUGCCGACGACGCCAAGGACGGCGACCACCACAUCGAGCAGGAGCAGAAGCCCCGCGCACGCAUCAUCGCCGAGUACCUCGCCCACGGCUAUGCCAUCUCCGAUACCGCCAUCGAGAAGGCCCUCGCCGCAGACAAGCAGAACGGCUACAGCACCAAGUUCAUGAACGUCCUCAACAACUUCGACCAGAAGACUCAGGCUACACAGAAGGCGCAGGUCGUCGACCAGAAGCUGGGCAUAACAAACAAGGGCUACGCUGCCUUCAACAUGAUGACCAGCUACUUCGACAAGGCUGCCUCCACACCCACCGGACAGAAGCUCCGUGCUUUCUACGAGCAGGGUAACAAGACUGUCAUGGACGUCCACAACGAGGCUAGGCAUUUGGCCGACCUUAAGAAGCAGAAGCCUGCCAGCGAGGGUGGUGUUGCUGCUGAGAGCAGCGAGAAGCCCGCCGAGGGUAGCAACGAGAAGAGCGGCGAGUCCUACGCUGCCGCUGCUGCCCCCACCUCCUAG